AUGUCCGUAACCACGACCUCCAACCCGCUCACUUACGCCUCCGCCACCGUCCUCGCAGACUACCAACUCACACACUCAUCCGAGUCCUCUGUCGAUGAAGACGCCUUCGAUCAGAGUCUGAACAACCACCCCGCGCCCGCGCCGCACACACACGCCCCCGCGGACUGGCCCACUCAACAUCGCCGCGUUCCCGCGUUCCGCCCGGUAAACACGCGGCUUGAUCAGAGCGAGCGCCGUGUGUAUCAGAACGGGGUUGAAAGAGCGUUUAUCGGGACGAUGUUUACGGGGGUUUGGGUGUUGUCAACGGCUUCGAAGGUUUGGCAUGCGACGGCUGGCAGGGUCUGGGAUGUUGGGUAUAAGCUUGGUGGGGAGUGGUGA
Messenger RNA from Didymella exigua CBS 183.55, 378 nucleotides. RefSeq lists its product as uncharacterized. The coding region runs from base 1 to 378 and encodes 125 amino acids. The transcript is spliced from 2 exons. The record is from RefSeq and is a predicted model, not a curated record. NCBI's taxonomy places the organism in Eukaryota, Fungi, Ascomycota, Dothideomycetes, Pleosporales, Didymellaceae.